AUGACUGAAAAGAAAAUUAAAGAAAAAGUGAAAAAGCGGGAGCAUUAUGUACAUACGGGGGAAGUUCAAUCGAGGCUGGACAAGAUUGAGACGAAGUUUGAAGAAUUUGAAGAGGUUCAGGAGGAAAUUGCGGAACUGGAUGUGGAAGGCGCCUAUGAGGAGGACUGCACCAAGGCCUACGAGGAAUUUGAGAAGCUGUACUACCGUCUACGGGCAGCUUUGCUGGCGAAAUUACCAACGGAGACGCAUGGGGACUUGAACAACACGUCAGCACGGAAUGGACAGCCUAUAGGAGCACACACUGGAGUACGUCUACCGCAGAUUUCUCUACCGGAAUUUGACGGUGACUACAAGCAAUGGCUAUCGUUUAAAUCUACGUAUGUGUCGCUGAUUCACGAUUCCGGAGAGCUCAGCGACGUUCAAAAGUUCCACUAUCUAAAGUCAGCGCUCAAAGGGGAAGCUGCGAAACUUAUUAAAUCACUGACGCUCACCAAUGACAACUAUCUCAUCGCUUGGAGUACGAUUACGAAGCGGUAUUCCAACGAGUACCUGUUGAAGAAGAGGCAUCUUCAGGCGCUGAUGGAAUAUCCGAAGAUGGAGAAGGAGUCGUCUGCAGCUAUUCAUGCUCUGGUUGAUGAAUUCGAACAGCGGUUAAAAAUCUUAAAGCAAUUAGGAGAGAAGACCGACGACUGGGGUGCAAUGAUUGUUCACUGGAUGUGCUCCAAAUUGGACACAAAGACACUUCAACUUUGGGAAGACCACGCUGCGUCUACCAAGGAUCCGACGUUCACGAUGCUGGUGAAUUUCCUGGAGAAGAGGACAAGGGUUCUCGAAGCGGUUUCGUCGAACGUCGAAUUAAAGGGCUGUAUGCAGAAGAUGGAAGUGAAGCGUCAAAAGGUAAUCGUUCAUUCGGUUACCGAUGGGGAUAAAAGCUCUCUAGCCUGUUCUUGUUGUGGAGAGUCGCAUUUCUUAGGAAGAUGCGGCAAAUUUUUGAAAAUGACGCUGAAGGAGCGGCUGCAGUUCAUCAACAACAAGCGGCUUUGUAGCAAUUGCAUGAAGUCUGGACAUUGGGUACGGGAUUGCGCAUCAAAGUUCAGCUGCCGAGAUUGUGGAAAAAAGCAUAAUUCGUUGAUUCAUCCAGGAUUCCCGUUAAGCAGCAGUGGUUCUGGUACUAGUGAGAACCCCGUGGGUAAAUCGGAGAAGGCACGAAACGAAAAAACGGUUACAUCCAAUGUGGCGGCCAACGAUGUGGGAUCUGAAGACGAAGGCGAUCAAGGAGCGUGGUGCUGGUAA
This is a messenger RNA of Armigeres subalbatus, 1293 nucleotides long. RefSeq lists its product as uncharacterized. The coding region runs from base 1 to 1293 and encodes 430 amino acids. Lineage: Eukaryota; Metazoa; Arthropoda; Insecta; Diptera; Culicidae. Gene Ontology annotation, molecular function: zinc ion binding; nucleic acid binding. The record is from RefSeq and is a predicted model, not a curated record. The transcript is spliced from 3 exons.